AUGAGAGCAGCCAAGGGGCUGCGUGUCUGGGCUGCUGCAGUCCAAGGGGAAGGGUCCCUCCUCACUUCACCCUGUCCUGGGUCUCCCCAGGUGAGUGGCAUCAAGGCGCUAUACGAGUCAGAGCUGGCCGACGCCCGGAGAGUCCUGGAUGAGACAGCUCGAGAGCGCGCCCGGCUGCAGAUAGAGAUUGGGAAGCUGAGGGCAGAGUUGGACGAGGUCAACAAGAGCGCCAAGAAGAGGGAGGGAGAGCUCACGGUGGCCCAGGGCCGUGUGAAGGACCUGGAGUCCCUGUUCCACCGGAGCGAGGUGGAGCUGGCAGCUGCCCUCAGCGACAAGCGCGGCCUGGAGAGUGACGUGGCCGAGCUGCGGGCCCAGCUGGCCAAGGCCGAGGACGGUCAUGCAGUGGCCAAAAAGCAGCUGGAGAAGGAGACGCUGAUGCGUGUGGACCUGGAGAACCGCUGCCAGAGCCUGCAGGAGGAGCUGGACUUCCGGAAGAGUGUGUUCGAGGAGGAGGUGCGGGAGACGCGGCGGCGGCACGAGCGGCGCCUGGUGGAGGUGGACAGCAGCCGGCAGCAGGAGUAUGACUUCAAGAUGGCACAGGCGCUGGAGGAGCUGCGGAGCCAGCACGACGAACAAGUGCGGCUCUACAAGCUGGAGCUGGAGCAGACCUACCAGGCCAAGCUGGACAGCGCCAAGCUGAGCUCUGACCAGAACGACAAGGCGGCCAGUGCGGCUCGCGAGGAGCUGAAGGAGGCCCGCAUGCGCCUGGAGUCCCUCAGCUACCAGCUCUCCGGCCUCCAGAAGCAGGCCAGCGCCGCUGAAGAUCGCAUCCGGGAGCUGGAGGAGGCCAUGGCCGGGGAGCGGGACAAGUUCCGGAAGAUGCUGGACGCCAAGGAGCAAGAGAUGACGGAGAUGCGGGACGUGAUGCAGCAGCAGCUGGCCGAAUACCAGGAGCUGCUGGACGUGAAGCUGGCCCUGGACAUGGAGAUCAACGCCUACCGGAAGCUCCUGGAGGGCGAGGAGGAGAGGCUGAAGCUGUCCCCCAGCCCAUCCUCGCGCGUCACCGUCUCACGAGCCACCGAUCAGUCUCUGGGGAACUGGAGAAUUAAGAGGCAGAUCUUGGAGGGGGAGGAGAUCGCCUACAAGUUCACGCCCAAGUACGUCCUGCGCGCCGGCCAGAUGGUCACGGUGUGGGCCGCUGGUGCUGGAGUGGCCCACAGCCCCCCCUCGACGCUGGUGUGGAAGGGCCAGAGCAGCUGGGGCACGGGCGAGAGCUUCCGCACCGUCCUGGUUAACGCGGAUGGCGAGGAAGUGGCCAUGAGGACUGUGAAGCAGUCCUCAGUGGUGCGAGAGAAUGAGAAUGGGGAGGAAGAGGAGGAGGAAGCCGAGUUCGGCGAGGAGGAUCUUUUCCACCAACAGGGGGACCCGAGGACCACCUCGAGAGGCUGCUACGUGAUGUGAACCCACACUCCUCAUCCACACACCUUUCUUUACCCAGAGCCACUGAAAACUAUUUUUAUAUCAUUGGCUUUCUUUAGUUCUUGAUACAUUUCUAGAGAAUUUCUAAGCAAACUGCCAGAACGUGUGGGUGGGUCUCCCCCAGCCUUCCCUCCCUGCAGGUAUCCUCCAGCCUCACUUCGCUGCCACUUCACCGCUGCCCCGGAGACUUUUCAGUCCCACCCCACUCCCCAUCUCACCAUUUGGUCAAAUUGGAAGCCCAGGGCCAGGACCCCGAGGUUUAGAAGAUGCUCGGGCUUGGAGGGAGGAGGGCCGGCGAGGCUAGAGCGGGGACAGGAGACGGCCCCGAUGCGGACAGAGCGCGGAAACCGCGUAGGAAUUCAGUGGUGGUGGGUUUUUUGAAGGCUUUCUACAAAACCAAAUUCAGAAUCCAGGCGUCGACCUGGUGGGGCUGGGGGCCAAGCCUGCAUUCUGGCUGCCCAGCUUCUGACAGCAGGAGCUCCUCAGGCAGCCACGCAGUGGGUGUGGAGCACCGUGGGGGUGGCGUGGCCCCCAGGGUGGGUUUUCGCUCCGCUGCCUGGGCUUCCAGAUUCCCGUUCUGACAGCCCACCGGCCGGGUUUCUCGGACCGUUGACUUUAUUUGGGGGAGUUUUCCCUCAGGUCAGUUCCUGACUCUGCAGGGCCAACAGGGCAGGGGAGGGGAAGACCCGGGGAAGGGAGAAUGAGGACAGUCCCGUUGUAAGACCUGUCACAUUAAGCAGGGAGGGGACACAGCUGGUUGCCUCGGAGGCAGAGGCUGUGAGAUUCAGAGCAGCUGUCUGCAGGGAACGCCACCAUGUGGACUCCCUGGAGGAGAGCGCUGUGGAGCCCCUCCCGGGUUCCGGCUCCGUCUGCCCUGCGCCUAGAUACACACAUGCAUCUACCCAUACCGUAGCUUUCAUCUGUGAUUCUCUCGCUGAAGCCAUGUUUCUCAGAUAGGCCAAGGCCACCUGACUCCUAUCACGAUGCCCCCAAUCCCCUCAGUCCAGCUUCCCAACACCUGGCACCCCCUUUGGCAAUAGCUCACCGUUUACACCCUCCCUCAUAGAUACACAGAAGUUAUUUUUUUAAUGGAUAUUUAUUUUUUUACAUUGGUCAGUACGCAGGUCAGGAGCUCACGCCAGGGCCUUGAGGACAGGCUGACUCUCCUCCCCGGGGUGGUGUGGGACUGGGGGUCACUCCGACAGCAAAGCCUCCUUCAGAAAGUGCAGCUCGAGUCUUAAAGACACCAAAACUGAGCCGUUGGCACGCGCCGUCUCCAGGCCUUGGCAGGGUGGGGGCGGCACCGCUCCCCUGUCACUGUGCAUCCCGCCUCCCUGGGGACUUGCCAGUGGGAGGAAGGAAUGGGGGGGCCCCAGCCCCAGGCCGGGAAGUAGCCAGCGGCCGACAAAGCAGAAACACCCGCUGCUCCAUGUAGCCCCCGCUCGCUGUCCUUGCUCUCAGAAGUCCCUGUCCCAUGUGGAUCAAGGGGGGGCGUGUCUUACCAAAGCAUUUCCUCCUGGAGGGGCCCCACAGGCUACCACGCUGUGCUCCCAGUCAGGCGGCUGGUAGGGAGCUUUGCCCGCCCCAGGGAUACCCUCUGCCAGCCGCUGGAAGUGGGAGUGCUGGCGACAGACUCCUCUUCCCCACCUUCAUGGCAGGAAUCACCUGGACUCCAGUGGCCGGGCUUCGUGCCAGCGCGUGUUCCGGGGGUGGGUCUUGGUGGUCUUGUCCUGUGCGGAGUAUGCAGUGGUCUCAGCCACAUCCUAUGUAUUUGGGGCCUGGGGGAGCAAAGCUGUAUCCUGGAGUUGGUCUGUAAUUUGCUGACAGCUUCGCAGGCUGGGCUCAGGGACAAAUUUCCCCCCCCAAAGCCGGCAGGUCCUGGUGUCCAGACGCUGCCCAGCCCUGUCCUGAACACAGCACGCCCCAGGUCCACAGAACCCCCCACCCUACAUUUGCCUUGGGUGGAGCUGGGGGUGGUCCUAGGACUGCAGGUGCCCUUAGCUGAAGGGAGUGGGGAGAGGUGUGGACUGUGCAGCCUGUGGGUGAUUGGAGGUUCAUUGAGAAUUGAGUCUUUGGAAACACUAAGAAAAUCAAAGUUUUAAAAGUUAUUUAUGGCCUGGGAAACAAUUUGCAUUUGUCCCCAAAUACGCUUAGCUGUGUGCCGCUUAGAAUGAUGCGAAACCAUCCCUCUGUGUAAGCCCAUGCUGUGACUCCAAGCCUAGCGCCCUCCCUGCGAAGCAUCAGACGCCGCCCAGCCCUGGGGGGAGGCCCACGGCUGCUGGACCAACGCGGGUUCUGGGGUGCACAGCCCAAGGUUAACGCGGAAGCCUGCCCCGCUGAGCCCAGGAGCCAGGAGGCCUGCGGGCUGACCCAGAAUCCGAUCAUGCACCUGUCCUCAUGCCAGCGGCUUUGGCUGGGGUUGGUCUGAGGCCUGCACGCGGCAGUUCCUUGUUAAAGAUCCAAGGGACUCAGUCCUGGGGCGUCGUCGCCUGCAGCGUCUUCCAAGCCCUGCGUCCAGCGAGCGUCACAGCACAACCUGCAAACGGAGCUGGGCUGUAGCCUUGGGGCUGGCAUGGACUUUGAUUUCCGAGAUUCGGUUUUUAAGAAGAUGCAUGCCAAAUGUGGUGUUCUUUUUUUUUUUUUUUUCCAAUGAUUUGUAAUAUACAUUUUAUGACUGGAAACUUUUGUACAACACUCCAAUAAACAUUUUGAUUUUA
Molecule: messenger RNA, 4196 nt
Organism: Mandrillus leucophaeus (drill)
Lineage: Eukaryota; Metazoa; Chordata; Mammalia; Primates; Cercopithecidae
Gene: LMNB2
Product: lamin B2
Exons: 12
Coding region: 1-1461 (486 amino acids)
Source: RefSeq, a predicted model, not a curated record